Messenger RNA from Capsaspora owczarzaki ATCC 30864, 2077 nucleotides. RefSeq names its product WD-repeat protein. Bases 1 to 2016 code for a protein of 671 amino acids. NCBI's taxonomy places the organism in Eukaryota, Filasterea, Ministeriida, Capsasporidae. The transcript has 8 exons. Gene Ontology annotation, biological process: mRNA splicing, via spliceosome. The record is from RefSeq and is a predicted model, not a curated record. Gene Ontology annotation, molecular function: protein binding.
AUGAGUGCUGCUGAUUCUCCAUUGGCGUCUCCAUUGCCGCGAACGAGCUCCCUCUCGAGCAGCAGCGCCAACGCGCAACACCAGAGCACCAGCCGUAGCGUGACGCCUGCCACUCCAAUCGCACCCAACAGCAGCAGUGGGACUGGCAGCGGCAGCAAUAGCAGCAAUGGCGGUGAAGCAGCAGCCACCGGCCAGUAUCCCACUCGCAUUGGCCUGAGCGAGGAAGCAUUCAAGAACGUUGUUCAUGGCGGAUCGCGGCCCAAAACCAUUCAAGUGAGCCCGGACAUCUUCAAAGACUCGUCACUGAGGAACGAUCUCGUUCGGUUGAUCAUUCAGUAUCUCCAGGACGAAGGCUACUCCAUAUCGCAAAUGGUCCUGCAAGAUGAAGCCAAUACGAAACUGAACGAGCAACGUGCGGAUCAGUCGCAUGUCAAGCGCAUGCGCAAGGCAAUUCUAGACGGAGACUGGCCAGAAGUCGAAAAGCUCUGCACCCGCGGCAUCUUUAGCGGACAUAGCAGCUUUCUACAUGCCAUUUACCGCCAGCAGUUCCUCGAGAUGGUCGAGCGAUCCGAGUACCAGAAUGCCUUUUCGUUUCUAACCAAGCGACUCAAGCCGUUGGAGCACGUCAACCCGGACGAGUUCAAGGACAUGUGCUACGUGCUCACUGCCAAGUCAGUGCAGGAUGCACCUUCGUUUUCGACUUGGGAGGGCAGCGCUGCGCGGCGAAAGCUCGUCAAGCACUUCCAAACGCUCUUGGACUAUGAAGUCACGAGUAGCAGUCUCGUGCAAGUGCCGCCGACGCGCUUGCUCGAGCUCUUGCGUCAGGCCAUUGCGUACCAGAUUGAGUUUAGUCGAUACCACCCCAAGGUGAUUCCGAAAAUCGAAACCCUGAUGCAGGAUUACACAUCGUUCGUCCUUCCAAACGCCUGUCGAACAACGCUCAAAGGCCACACUGACAGCGUCAAGUGCGUCGACUGGUGCGGCGACGAAGGCUUGCGCAUUGUCUCGGGGUCGAGUGACAACACGGUGCGCUUGUGGUGGACGGAAACGGGCCAGUGCUUGGGCGUGCUGCGUGGGCACUUGGGCCGUGUGUGGGAUGUGUGUGCCUCCCGGGACGGCAACAUGGUUGCAAGUGCGUCCGCGGACGGCACUGUUCGCAUCUGGAAUGUCUCGCACGAAGACUUGCACUUGCCAGUUGCAGCAUCCGCUUCUAGCGCUGCCUUGUCGGCUGCGGGGUCGCAACAUCUGACAGGCACCUCGCCCGUCCCUGCGCCUGCAAUCGAUGUGGCUCCGUAUGUUGACCCGUCUUCGCUGCACGAGCGAGACCCGGAGGUCGUUCAAACGUUCAAUCUCUGCCGUUCCGUGUUGUCUGGUACUGGUGGUGAUUUGUACUCGGUCAAGAUCCAUCCGGGCGGCAAUCACGUUGCUUUCGGUGGCUACGAUAAGGUUGUGCACCUGUACGACCUCCGCAGCAGCACUAGUGCCAAGACGUUUGUUGGCCACGAACUGUCCGUUUCGUGCGUCUCCUUCAACAGCUAUGGCAAUCUCGUGAUUUCUGGAUCCAAGGACCGCACCGUUCGAUUCUGGGAUAUCGGCAGCGGGCUGUGUGUUCAUACCUUUUCUGGCGGAUUGGGCGAGGUGACGUCUGUCGAAUCCAGCUCCAGUGGCUCUCAGCUCGUCGUUGCUUUCAAAGACAACUCCAAUCGGCUCUUUGAUUUGCGCAUGAUGCGGCCUGUUCGGCGCUUCCGUGGACACCAGAACACGUCCAAGAGCUUUAUUCGAGCCGGCUUUGGUCCAACCCAGGAUUUGAUAGCGAGCGGUUCCGAGGAAGGCAGCAUUCACAUCUGGGACCUAAAGAGUGGCAAUGUGCUUCAGCGAUUGGAGGGACAUUCUGGAGUUGUGUAUAGCGCACGCUGGAACGCGCGACAGUCGCUGAUUGCCAGUUGCUCUGACGAUUAUACCGUGAAAACCUGGUGGUAUGACGACACGCGACCAGUGUUCAUUGACAAUAACUGAAACGUUGAUGAUAUUGUACAAUAGUGCAGAUUCGAACAAAUCCAAAUGUUAAAAAUUCCAG